AUGCGGAUCAGCGGCGGCGGGCACGCCGCGCCUGCGCUGGGGGAGGAGGCGGCGGGGGUGGUGAUGCGGGCGGCGAGCCUGGCGGCGCGGCGAGGGCACGCGCAGGUCACGCCGCUCCACGUCGCCAGCGCCGUGCUCUCGGCCUCGCCAGCGCUCCUCCUCCGCUCAUCGAACCCGAGCUCCUCCCUUCCGUUACAGUACUGCAGCGCGCUCGGGGUCUGCCUGGGCGUGGCGCUCGACCGUCUCGCCGUCGUGCCUUACCCCCACCACUGCUACACGCACGUCCCGGCGCCGUCGAACGCGCUCGUGGCCGCGCUCAACGUCGACCGCGUCGUGCGCGCCGCGGCAAGCUUCGCGGAGUCCCUGCACGUUGCCGACGCGCACGCGGCCGGCUCGUUGGAGCAGUCAAAUCGGGGCGCGGACUAUGAUGAUCGAACUAAUAAUUCUCCGACUCCGGCCUUCUUUGACGACACCGAGGUACUCGCGACGCCGGCGGCGACCCUUCCUCCGUGGUUCCGCCGCUACCAAGAUACACUGCUCGCCGGGUCAACACACGUUACACACGCCGCCGCCAGCCUGCAGGCAGAUGCACAGGCAGAUCACCAUCACCGCGGCCAGUGGAAGUUCACAGAGAUGACCGCGGAGAACCUCAAGACCCUGUGCGGCACGCUCGAGCUCCGCGUCCCGCGGCAGCACCGGGGCAUCAUUCCCGGCAUAUCGAGCGUCGUGCUCCGGUGCCGGUCCGGCAUGGCGAGGAACAAGCCGAGUGCUACUAUCAACUCGUCCUCGUCGUCGACCUGGCUGCUCUUUCGAGGAACCGACAACGGCGGCGGUAAGAGGGCGGUCGCUCGGGAGCUCGCCAGGCUCGUGUUUGGCUCCUACUAUGAGUUCACAGUCCUCGAGGGUAACCCCGCGAGCAGCGGCAAAUUCGGCCUCAGGAGGCAGAGAUCAUGGGACUUCGAUGGCGGCAGCGGCUACGUGGGGGAAAGGCUAUUCGAGGCGAUCCGAGAAAACCCUCAUCGCGUUAUAUUGAUCAAUGGUGUUGACUGGAUGGAUUGUGAUUCGGAGACCCUCGUCAAGAACGCGGCGAAGGAAGGAAUGGUGAAGGGCAGGAAUGGUGAGGUUGUCAGCUUGGAUGAUGCGAUCAUGGUGCUAGCGAGCACUGGAGCGGCCGUCGACUUGAGGUCGUCCGCGGCUUGCUCCCCGCAGGUGAAGAAGCGAAGAUUAAUCGGUACACGGGACGAGGAGGAUGAAGGAGGAGACUUGGUGGAGAUGGGAGUGAGAUCAGGCAGGUUUAGUUUUGAUCUGAAUGCUUGCGCGGAGGAGGAUGGGAAAGAAGAGGAGGAAGACUAUUUGGCGGAUGAGGAAGCAGGGAUCGUGGAUGUUGUGGACGGUGUUUUCUGUUUCGAUUAGCUGAGAAUUUCAUUUGAAACCACCCCACAAUCAACUCGUUUAGAUCAGUUUUGGAAUUUCAUUUGAAACCACCCCUCUCUUCUUUGGCGUCAAAUUCUGGUCGACUCACCUCAUGUCAACCUAGC
Messenger RNA from Brachypodium distachyon (stiff brome), 1538 nucleotides. RefSeq names its product protein SMAX1-LIKE 3-like. NCBI's taxonomy places the organism in Eukaryota, Viridiplantae, Streptophyta, Magnoliopsida, Poales, Poaceae. The record is from RefSeq and is a predicted model, not a curated record. Bases 1 to 1413 code for a protein of 470 amino acids. The transcript has 3 exons.